GACCGGGACCCCACCGGAUGCUCUGCGUUACUGAGGGCUUGCGUGCCUUUCGGGCGACGAGGAACAGCUGACAUGUGUGAUACAUUAGUCCUGUCUGCUCUCCUUGGCACUCUGUGGAGCCCCGGGGAGUUUCCCUUUUAAAGAGGUGGCCCUUCAAAGCUGGAGGACUCGGGAGCAGGCUGUCCCGUCUCUCUGGGUGUCAGUUGCAGGACUGAAGCCACCUUGGCACCCCUGAACUGCAGGUACUCGUGGCCAGCACAGAGGAGCCAAGGCAGCUGUGGAAGCAGACCCCUGGGGACCUUGAAAUGGUGAUCAUCUGGUGGCUCUGGUCUCUGCUGGCCAUCUGUGCUUCGGACUCAUUCCGGGACCGGGCAGUGGAUAUCAUGAGAACCACACCGGUCAUCGACGGGCACAACGACUUGCCUUGGCAACUGCUAAAUUUGUUCAACAACCAGCUGCUGAUACCAGAUGCUGACUUGAACAAGCUAGUCCAAACACACACCAACAUCCCCAAGCUGAAGGCUGGCUUUGUGGGAGGCCAGUUCUGGUCCGCAUACAUGCCUUGUGGCACCCAAAACAAAGAUGCCGUGAAAAGAGUACUGGAACAGAUCGAUGUCAUACACCGCAUGUGCCAACUAUAUCCUGAGACCUUCAUGUGUGUCACCAAUAGUUCAGACAUCCUACAGGCUUUCCAGAGGGGGAAAGUGGCCAGUCUGAUUGGCGUGGAAGGCGGCCACUUAAUCGACAGCAGCCUUGGUGUCCUGCGGACACUCUACCAUCUGGGCAUGCGGUACCUGACCCUCACCCACAAUUGCAACACACCCUGGGCCGACAACUGGCUUGUGGACAGAGGAGAUGAUGAGGCUGAGAGCCAAGGACUGUCACCCUUUGGGAAGCGUCUGCUGAGCGAGAUGAACCGCUUGGGUGUCAUGAUUGACCUGUCCCACGUGUCUGUGGCCACCAUGAAGGACGCUUUGCAGAUCUCCAAGGCACCAGUCAUCUUCAGCCACUCCUCCGCCUACAGUGUGUGUGCACACAGGCGGAACGUGCCUGAUGACGUACUGCAGCUGGUGAAGAACACAAGUAGCCUGGUGAUGGUGAACUUCUUCAACAAGUUUGUGUCCUGUUCAGACAGCGCCACCUUGCCCCAAGUGGCCGACCACCUGGACCACAUCAAGAAGGUGGCAGGCGCUCGGGCUGUGGGCCUUGGAGGAGAUUAUGAUGGUGUUACCAUGCUUCCUGUGGGGUUGGAGGAUGUUUCUAAGUACCCAGACCUGAUAGCGGAGCUUCUCAGGAGGAACUGGACAGAGACCGAGGUCAGAGGUUUGCUAGCUGACAACCUGAUACGGGUCUUCUCUGAAGUGGAACUGGUAAGCAAUAACAUGCAGUCUCCUGAGGAAGUCCCUAUCACCCUGAACAAGCUGGAUGGCUCCUGCAGGACAUACUAUGGCUACUCUCAGGCCCACAGCAUCCACUUGCAGACAGGGGCCCUGGCGGUCUCUCUGGCUUCCUUGUUCUUCCAUCUCCAUCUUCUGUGACAUCCGAAGGACCAGAACCUCCUCCAGUGCUCUCUGAGCUCAGGGAAGACUGGACAAGCCCAGAGUCCCUGUUGUCCAUGCAAAACCACACCCUUUCCCGAAUAAGUAGCGGGCUACCCUGGGGACAGCCCAAGACACAGGCAUGCAAUAAACACAAUGAGCCUUUGAGUGCUGAGUAGGUACGCUGUACCUCAGCCCUGGGAGGUUCUUCUGAGCAUCUGGA
Molecule: messenger RNA, 1761 nt
Organism: Mus pahari (shrew mouse)
Lineage: Eukaryota; Metazoa; Chordata; Mammalia; Rodentia; Muridae
Gene: Dpep1
Product: dipeptidase 1
Exons: 11
Coding region: 306-1538 (410 amino acids)
Biological process (GO): proteolysis
Molecular function (GO): metallodipeptidase activity
Source: RefSeq, a predicted model, not a curated record